This is a messenger RNA of Sinocyclocheilus grahami, 3677 nucleotides long. Its product is annotated as CAP-Gly domain-containing linker protein 4-like. Lineage: Eukaryota; Metazoa; Chordata; Actinopteri; Cypriniformes; Cyprinidae. The record is from RefSeq and is a predicted model, not a curated record. The transcript is spliced from 8 exons. Bases 234 to 1169 code for a protein of 311 amino acids.
UAUGUCUCUGGACUCUCGAUGCGUCUGCAGCAGGCUUGGUAGCAACAAGUUGGUCUGUGAACAUGCCAUCGUAUAACCAAAUGAAGAGAAACAAACCAACAAGUUAAUUCCUAGCCACUGAAGUUCAGCAGGGAUCUGUAUUCGGCUAUUGAAGCAUUCAACACGGCAUUGUCUCAAAGCCACAGCGAAUGGCACUCUGGUGGGAAUAGAGCACCAUGUGAAAUCUUCAUAAAAUGGCUACUUAUGUACUGUGGUCAGCAGUUGUCUGGACUCUCAAGGGCCUGUUGUGCACAUGGAGGUUUUUCUGGGUCAGCCCAUAUUGUGCUCUAAAAUCUGCACCAUUAACACAGCAUGCAGCUGACACUGACCAUACAUUACCAUCCAAACUGUCCCCAGCUGUCCAGGAUGUCAAGCAUCUGGCAAGGACAGAUGUAAAUGCAGACUCAGAGAAGAAGGUCAAACCAGAAAACUGUGUUCAGCCUGAACGCACAAGUGGCCUGUUCAAGAGACUGCUAAAGGCUGAGGGGGAGAUUCAAGAACUGAAGAUAGAGAUUGAAAAUCAGAGAGCAGCAUGGGAGAUGCGGUUUGUGGAGCUGCAAAAGAGACAACAUAAUCUAAGAGACCAGCUGACCUCUGAGAUUCUGGUAAGGACUGGAACACUGUACAGAGACACUGAUUCAGAAGAAGCAAAUGAAGUCUUUCUAGAGUCUGGCUUGGAGAAUGGACUUAAUCCUGAGGAGAAGGAGCAUGAAUGUUCUAGUGGUCUCAGACACCAACAAAAGGGACCCGAUGUGGAACUGCUUAGAGAUGGUGACAGUCAAACCUUUUGCCCAUCAGACUCCAGAGCCACUUCUGUCACGUCUAACAUCAGUGUAAGGUCUUGGAGGAGUGGAGGGGGACCUCAUCGAGUGUUUGUGCCCCACUCCCCCAUGGAUUUGAAGAUUGGGCACAGGGUCCGUAUCAUGUUACCCUCUGGACGGAUCAGCACCGGUACCUUACGCUACCUGGGCAACAUACAAAACUCUCCCGAAUACCAUCUUGGCGUAGAACUGGAGUUGGCUGAUAAUGGACAGCAUGAUGGCACCUAUGAAGGACAGCGCUACUUUUACUGUGACCCUGGACAUGGUGCGUUUGUAGCAUUCAGUAAAUUGUUAAUGGCUUGGGAGUAGAUGCUCUUACUGGAACACUUAAGUGAAGACUCUUCAGGCCACUCAAGGGCACUCUUGCAACAGUUCGCUGUAUGGAUCAGAGCGCAGCAAUAAUUAAGUAUUUUUGUAGGCCAACCCAUUCCCUAGACAAAAACACAACAGGCUUUUGGAUUAUUGCAGAAAUUAUGAAGUAAAAAGCUAAACAUGGUCACAUGUCACCAAUAUUACAUACCAAACAUUUUAUAUAAGAUAUUUUCCCUGAAAGUUUGAAUUUUAAUAGUAUGCAAUAGCUUGAUUAUAAACACAAUGAGGCUGUGAAACUGGGUAAUGAGUAGAUGAGUUUACCUGUUCAGUUUGAAGACAAUCAAUGACCCAGACAACCUCUGCAGUCCCAUUUAGUUACUUGUUAGCGACCGCCUUUAUCAAGACAAGCAAAAGCAUUAAAAACACUAAGGGUUUUACUGAUGCAUUUUAUGCCAUAGAAUAAAACGUGACAAUAUCUUAGGCUUGUGUUCACCACUUCAGGCAUUUAACCAAAAACCCAUUAAAAAACCCCAAAUUGACUUCAGGACGAUGGAACCGGAGGUGCUAAAAUGUUAACUUUUUCCAGGUUUGACCUACAAAAACACAUCAUGCCUGCAGGACUACUUGAGUAUAGUGUAACUCUACUAGUAGAACAAUAACUGGCAAAAAGGUGACCUUAUAUGUUACCAUAAAGGUGAAAAUGGUAAUUACUGCGCCACCAGUGACACCAAAUGUAAUAGCAAAAAUGAUGAAUGUUUUCAACCAAAAGCAAUUAAUCUCACCCCAAAAUUGUGCCAUUGGAAGGACAUGGUAGCAAUGUUUUGAAAGUGGCAUCAAUAUGAAUGUAUUAGCUACUUGGUGUCACUGCUUAUUAAUAAGCUGUAAUUUUUUACCAAGAAAUCACACGUGAUCAUGUGAUUCAUAUGAAAAUUUAUGAUUUUUAGAAAAUAAGUAGCAUGAAGGUACACCCUAACCCUAACCUCAAUGGGACAUAAGCAGAUCGUACAAAAAAUUACAAAUUAGCCACCAAUUCUGCGUGUAUGUAGAUGUAAAUAUAUAGUUACGCAUUGCCAUGAGACUGUGUUGGAAUCUGCACGUUUUCAUAUUUAUUUAUGACUGUUGGGGAAAUUCUGCAUUUAAAAUUUAUACUAAAAUAUCAGCAGAGCUGAGAUAGGCAGACUCAUAUCAGUAGGUUAAACAGAUCAAAUUACCCUAAAUAUUUCCAUACAAGGAACAGGUAUGUGUAAGAGAGUGAUGAUGGGUGAUCAAAUUCUGUGGAAUUCUGUUGACACGCAUUCCAUGCAUGUCUGCUUAUUGCCAAUAUCCGUUAAUGCAAAUGAAUGAUACACUCUAUUGAACAUAGAUAAAGAAGACAUUUAAACAGCCAUCUGAGGUAAAAACCAGUCAGGUCUGCUGCAUUCUACUAUUCAGGAUUAGGUUCAAAAUAUUCACAAGAGGCCAGGUGUGUUCUCCAGAUGCACUUAUCAACAGAUUUUCCCUGUUUAUUGAAGGAUGUGUUCUGAUGUUUCAGGAAAGAGACUGGACCAAUACAUGACACUCUUAUACCCCAUUCAUGGAAAUUAAGAUGAUUUUUUUUUUAAUCAAACAUGUUUACCCACGGACUUCUCAAAGAGAAAUGAUAAUGCUCAUGUUACCAAAUGUAACAAUGUUACACGUCUUUUUUUGUGUGCCUUUUUUGGCUAUUUUUGUCACUGAACUUCCUCUUACAAAGAAAGCAAAUCACAUUCAUAUGCAUUAAGAUAAGGAAAUAAACAAUGAUCACAUGAAUUACAGGGAGCUGUUUUGCAUUUUCAUAACACUUUUUGGUGCUUGUGAACUUCCUUCUUCCUUGUAGAUGUAAACAGAUAAAUAUAUUGUCAAAAAGGGAGGGAAGGACAGAGAGAGAAAGAGAGAGAGAUGGAAAUGUAUACAUAAUUUGACAUUGAAUGAUGACACACAAUCUCCCCAGAUUUAUAGUCAUACUCUACAUUCUUUUGUAAAUACUGGACAUAAGUCAUUAUAUGUAAUAUUGUUCAUGUCACAACAUUUUAAGUUGUUAUAUUUAUAUAAAAGAGCUUCAUAAUCUCUCACUGCAACAGGCUUUCAGCAGUAAAACCAAAAAUAACAUUAACAAAUGUUUUUACCCACAUGCAGUAUAUUCAGGUGGGUCAUCCUUUCCAUCAGGUAGACAUAGAUAAACAGUUCUUUGAAAAGCAGUAGUUAUAAUAAUACAAUUUAAUAAAGUAACAAAUUGAAAGGAAAAGUUUGUUUGGAAUGUAAAGGUGUGCCUAAGUAAUGGAUUAAAUGGAUUGUAGUUUCAGAUGCCAGUUAAAACACUGCCAUCAGUCACAAAUAUAAUCAAAACUAUUUCACAGAAACAUUUUAUUUAAUGACAACAGUAGUUUUCCCAGCUUGUUAACAUGCAGUUAACAUAACAUACUCAUGUAUGUGGUAUUACUGGUUAAUCGCCAUCUAAAAUGGUUAAAAAUAUUGUUUUUUAAAAAU